AUGAGGCAACCCGAGCAGUGGGUGCCAUCCCCCGUGCCGUCCCGCCAGCGAAGCCAAACAGAUUGGCGCCUCGGACAGGAGACCCGGCUGCAGUGCUUGCGGUGUGGGUCCCGUGGCCAUAGUAGUCCAGCGGGGAUAUUGGAUCAUCAUCGGGCACCUUUUCCCCUGUACGCUUUCGCGAACAACCUCGCCCCAAUCAAUUUAUUAUUACAGCUGGAUUUUGGGAAGUCGAUUGUCUCUUCACAACCCCCUCUCCAGCUUGUUGAGACGGGUCUCAGCCCCUCGUCUCUGAAGCUCGGGUGUUCGGGCCGCACGCCCGUGUCCACGACCCCGACAAUGACUUCACUCACCUGUUGGGGAUCCGGAAGGAGUGGGCUCGAUUCUUCAAGACCAAGAAACAGAGGGGUCCGGGUUGUCUGGACGGUGUAG
Molecule: messenger RNA, 429 nt
Organism: Striga asiatica
Lineage: Eukaryota; Viridiplantae; Streptophyta; Magnoliopsida; Lamiales; Orobanchaceae
Source: the annotation of a GenBank genome assembly